AUGCCGCCGCCCGCACCGCCCACGGUGUUGGUGCCGUCGGAGCGCGUCGUGGUGCUGCUGUCGUGCGUGCUUUCUGCGCUCGGCUCCGGCCUGCUGGUGGCCACGCACGCCCUGUGGCCCGACCUGCGCAGCCCGGCGCGCCGCCUGCUGCUCUUCCUGUCGCUGGCCGACCUGCUCUCGGCCGCCUCCUACUUCUACGGGGUGCUGCAGGACUUCUCGGGGUCCUCGUGGGACUGCGUGCUGCAGGGCGCGCUCUCCACCUUCGCCAACACCAGCUCCUUCUUCUGGACCGUGGCCAUCGCCCUCUACCUGUACCUCAGCAUCGUGCGCACUGCGCGCCGUCCCCGGUCCGACCGUCUGCUCUGGGUCUUCCACAUCGUCAGCUGGGGGGUUCCACUGGCCAUCACUGCGGUCGCCGUCUCGCUGAAGAAGAUCGGCUACGAUGCAUCGGAUGUUUCUGUGGGCUGGUGCUGGAUCAACCUGGAGGCUGAAGACCGCACCCUGUGGAUGCUGCUGACUGGAAAGCUAUGGGAGAUACUGGCCUACAUCACACUGCCCGUGAUCUACAUCCUCAUCAGGAAGCACAUUAACAGGGCGCACGAGGCGCUCUCUGAGUACCGGCCUAUCCUCUCCAGCGCACACCCGCAGCAGCACUGCACCUCCGUAGCUGAUAAGAAACUGGUCCUCAUCCCACUCAUCUUCAUCUGCUUGCGGGUCUGGAGUACCGUACGGUUCGUCCUGACGCUCUGUGGCUCUCCAGCCGUGCGCAUGCCAGUGCUGGUCGUUCUGCACGGGAUCGGGAACACGUUCCAGGGAGGAGCCAACUGCAUCAUGUUCGUCCUCUGCACUCGCACCGUCCGGACUCGGCUCUUCUCUCUCUGCUGCUGCUGCUCCUCCUCCCAGCCUGCUGCCGAGAGCCCGGUCGGCCCUCCGGAGGUGCAGGCGCCCUCCAAGAGUGGAGACUCUCAGAUAUCCAGACGGACUCCCGUGGAACUUCCAAGCACCUGAACUUCUGUCCUUCCUAGUUCUAAGCUUAGAAAGUGAUGUGCCUGCCAACUGGUCCCAAGAAUUAAAUCAC
This is a messenger RNA of Trichechus manatus latirostris (Florida manatee), 1078 nucleotides long. RefSeq names its product G protein-coupled receptor 157 (gene GPR157). Bases 1 to 1008 code for a protein of 335 amino acids. The record is from RefSeq and is a predicted model, not a curated record. NCBI's taxonomy places the organism in Eukaryota, Metazoa, Chordata, Mammalia, Sirenia, Trichechidae. Gene Ontology annotation, molecular function: G protein-coupled receptor activity. Gene Ontology annotation, biological process: adenylate cyclase-activating G protein-coupled receptor signaling pathway; cell surface receptor signaling pathway. The transcript is spliced from 5 exons. Gene Ontology annotation, cellular component: plasma membrane.